Messenger RNA from Orbicella faveolata, 1758 nucleotides. RefSeq names its product 26S proteasome non-ATPase regulatory subunit 1-like. Gene Ontology annotation, molecular function: enzyme regulator activity. Lineage: Eukaryota; Metazoa; Cnidaria; Anthozoa; Scleractinia; Merulinidae. Gene Ontology annotation, biological process: proteasome-mediated ubiquitin-dependent protein catabolic process; regulation of protein catabolic process. The record is from RefSeq and is a predicted model, not a curated record. Gene Ontology annotation, cellular component: proteasome regulatory particle, base subcomplex; nucleus; proteasome complex.
AACUCGUUCACUGCACUCUCAUGAGAUAUAGUUCUUGCCACUCGAACAUAAAAUUCAUUUCUUCUUGCCACCGUGUAAUAUCCUCUAUAUAUUUUUACUCGUUGUUUGUACGAUUAUUUUUAAGAUCAAGUUAUAUCCAUCAGAUACAAUGUAAUACAAAAUGCCUCGCUUUUUAACAUAAACUUCACGUAUAACGUGAAUCCACAGAACAGUCGUCGAAUUCUACACCUACAUCUGUUAAUUAAGCUCAAUUAAGAUGAUGGUAAACCCGGUGUGUUGGAUUUUUCAAUGCAAAGAUAACAACAGAAGACUCAGGGAUUAAGAACUCCCUUUAAAUAGGAUUAACAAUGACGUUUCUCGGAUAGUCAGUCAACAGUCAGACCACUCGAGAAAACGUUCAAAUAACAACUAAGUUAGGAUGUCUUAUAACCAAAAGAACAAGCAGCUAUCGCUACAGAACAUGCAGCUUUGACUAAUUGCCGCAACGCGCGACAAGUCGAUCGAUCGAUCAAAUCUGUUUAUCAACAAGGGGAAAAUAGGCCUUCCUGACGAGUUCUUACGAAUAGACCAUCUUGUUAAAGGCGCAGCGGAUGCUUUCUUCAAAGACAACACAUUAAUUUACCUUGUUUGCCGCCAAAAGUAUGUCUGAAUAGGUAAAGGUAUCGCCCGUCUUUCGCCCUCAAAAUUUCGCGUAGUGAACACUUUGUCAGCUGCCAUGGUUGAAAAGGUCCAGGCUUAGCGCUUCGAGCCACUUACACCAUCCGAACGAAGAGCAUUUCCAUUAAAUGCCAUCCCUGAGGAUGUUUCAGGAACAGAUGUCUGAGAAAAAUUUUAACACCACUUCAGAAUAUUCAAAACAUCCUUGGUAUCAGCUGCUAUCAGCCGCCAUGUUUAUUUACAGCGCCUCUGCAAAGCAUUCCGGGUAGUGAAGGCCAGGCUGCUAACGCGAGCGUGGUUACCUAGCGAGCCGUAAGAAAGGGAGAGAGAAAUUUGUUUUCCAUGUGAAAGGAAAGUGGUACAUUUUAGAGUUUUCUCUGAAGAAACUGGGGCACUAUAACCAAUUAUUAUGAGUCUAACCUCAGCAGCUGGUCUGCUGGCUUUGCUUGAUGAAAAUGAGCCAGAUCUGAAGGUCUUUGCCCUGAAAAACCUUCAUCACAUUGUUGAUGUAUUCUGGGCAGAAAUCUCUGAAUCUGUGGAUAAAAUUGAAGUAUUGUAUGAAGAUGAAGCCUUCAAGCAAAGACAGCUGUCAGCUCUGUUGGCAUCAAAGGUGUACUACCAUCUUGGAGCUUAUGAUGACUCUUUAACAUACGCUCUUGGAGCAGGAGAUCUGUUCGAUGUGAAUGGUCACUCAGAAUAUGUAGAAACAAUAAUUGGUAAAGUCAAUUACUGUCAGUACUUACAUGUACUAAAACAAAGGGACACAGUGCUUAUCAAUUUUUCUAUAUUUUGAUCCAGUGUGCACUGUCAUUUAAAUGUACAUGUACAUUCUAUGUAUCUGCAAAAGGAGCUGUUUUUAAAAGCUUAAAUGUCUCAAUAAACACUGUAUUGUUGUUCAAGGGUAUUUAUUCAUGGGCAGUGCCUAUUGGUAUUUUUAAUUUAAUUUAAGUUGUGAAUUUUGUAUCCCAGGUUAACUUUUAGGUCCACCUUGGAAUAAUUUAAAGUCUGUAAUCUAUCUAUAUGCAUAAAUAUACCAUUUGAUUUGCACGUCUGCUGAUAGAGUGCUCAAUAGUAGAACCAGAGCGUUAAUAUAAUCCAGGU